Lampris incognitus (smalleye Pacific opah) is the source of this 5578-nucleotide messenger RNA. It is a transcript of the gene tmem63a, whose product is annotated as transmembrane protein 63A. Gene Ontology annotation, molecular function: calcium-activated cation channel activity. The record is from RefSeq and is a predicted model, not a curated record. The transcript is spliced from 23 exons. Bases 74 to 2485 code for a protein of 803 amino acids. Gene Ontology annotation, cellular component: plasma membrane. NCBI's taxonomy places the organism in Eukaryota, Metazoa, Chordata, Actinopteri, Lampriformes, Lampridae.
UGAAAAAUCUUUAAGCGGAGUUCCCUUUAUUCCGGAUGCAAGACCCUUCCCUUUCUACUCAUCAGAAACAGUAAUGUCUUCGCUGUGGUGGGAACCACAGCCCCUCCUGGACAACAGCAGCACUGCUCCCCCUCCUCAGCUGGACAACAGCAGCUGCUUCAGCUCCACGCAGAGCACCGUUCUCAAAGGAGUUCGCUUCGGAGGGGUGCCCGUCGUACUGCUGCUCGACUUCAGCGUUUUCAUGGUGUUGCUGAUCCUCUUUUCGAUCAUCAGGAGGAAACUGUGGGACUAUGGGCGCCUUGCACUGGUUUCCGAAAAUGAAGAAGAGUUCAACCAGUCAUCACAUCGUCGCUAUGGGCGCAUGUCAUCCUUUGCGUCCAAUGCAGAGGACCCGGAGUAUGAAGAUAGUUUCUGCUGCUGGCUCCCUUAUGUUAUCAGAAUGGAUGAGGAGAAGAUAAAGGCGAGAUGUGGCAUCGAUGCUGUCCACUACCUGUCCUUCCAACGUCACCUCAUCAUCCUUCUGAUGCUCAUCACCAUCACCUCUAUCUCCAUCAUCCUGCCCAUCAACCUGUCAGGAGACCUGCUCGGCAAUGACCCAUACAGUUUUGGAAGAACGACCAUUGGAAAUCUUCACAAAGACAAUAAGCUGUUGUGGCUGCACACAGUGUUUGCAUUUUUAUACUUGAUCCUGACGGUGGGGCUGCUAAGGCGUCACACAUCGCAGAUGAAGGGCAUGCGCAGAGAGACCACCAGAAACACGCUCUUUGUGUGUUCAGUCCCUAAAGAAGCCACAGAGGAGACCAUGAAGACCCAUUUCAUUGAGGCGUACCCUACCUGCCAAGUGUCUGCUGUGACUUUGGGUUAUAAUGUGGCCAAGCUCAUGCACCUUGACAAGGAGAGGAUGCGAGCUAAGAAAAACCUGUACUACUACGAGCGUAUCCUGGAGAAGACGGGACAGCGCGAGCUCAUUAACCCUCGAUUGUGCAGCCAUCUCUGUUGUUGCCCCACCUGUGGAUGUGAGGAGGUGGAUGCUAUAGAGCAUUACAAAAGUCAAGAGGAACGUCUUUUAGAAGAGGUAAGCAGGCAGAGAGUGUUGGUGCCGCAGCGCCCCCUGGGGAUGGCCUUCGUCACCCUGCAGUCCGAGGCAAUGGCCAAAUAUAUUCUUAAAGACUUCUAUGCCCUGGAGUGCGGGGCUGGAAACGACAGCAGCGGAAGAGCACCGGGUUGCUGUUGUUGCCGAGAGCCCCAGCCUUCGUCUUUCAGCAACUUCCUAAAAGUGAGGAGGUGGAGGGUCAGCUAUGCACCUCACCCAAAGAAUUUGUACUGGGAUAAUCUCUCAGUGCAGGGGGUUCAUUGGUGGCUACGCUGCCUGCUGCUCAACUUCUUCCUCUUCUUCAUGCUCACAUUCCUCACCACCCCUUCCAUCAUCAUCAGCACCAUGGACAAGUUCAACGUCACCAAACCCAUUUACUAUCUCAACAGUGCUGUAGUCAGUCAAUUCUUCCCUACUCUCUUACUUUGGUCCUUCUCCGCCCUGCUGCCUACCAUAGUCUACUACUCUACACUGGGAGAGGCCCACUGGAGCAGGUCCGCUGAGCAGCUUAGUAUGUUGCACAAGCUGUACAUCUUUCUGUUAUUUAUGGUCCUGAUCCUCCCCUCGCUGGGCCUCACCAGUCUUGCAGUUUUCUUCCGCUGGCUGUUUGAUAAAGAGUUUCUCUCUGGUGGCAAGUUGAGGUUUGAGUGUGUGUUCUUACCUGACCAAGGUGCAUUUUUUGUCAACUACGUGAUUACGGCAGCCCUGGUUGGUUCUGGGAUGGAGCUGUUGAGAUUGCCAGGGUUACUGCUAUACACCAUACGAAUGGUGUGUGCUCGCUCUGCUGCGGAGAGGAAAUAUGUCAAACAGAACCAGGCCUAUGAGUGUGAAUAUGGAGCCAUGUAUGGCUGGACUCUGUGUGUGUUCACUGUUAUCAUGGCUUACAGCAUCACCUGUCCUGUCAUUGUCCCCUUUGGUCUGCUCUAUCUGUUGCUGAAGUAUCUUGUGGACAAACACAACCUGUACUUUGCUUACCUGCCUGCUCGCCUCGACCGCCAGGUCCAUCUAGGUGCUGUCAAUCAAGCUUUAGCUGCACCCAUCAUCUGUCUCAUCUGGCUCUACUUCUUCUCCGUCCUUAGGACAGGCUUUAGCACUGACAUAUCGCUGUUCACCCUGGUGGUCCUGUGUGUUACUGUCUUCAUCUGCAUCAGCUACACCUGCUUUGGUCACUUCAAGUACCUCAGUCCAAACAACUAUGCAGUGAAGGAGGAUGAUGACGAGACAAUAGAUGAAGUAGCAGAGAAUACCCUGGUCUACCUUCCAAGAGUGCUCAGUCCUGACUCCCCCUCCACCUCUCCAGGGAUGCCAAGCUCUCCGCAGUGCUAUGGCUCUACAGAAGCCAGCCCAACCCACUGCUCCAGCCCUGUGAACGAUGACCUCCUGGAACCCUGAACCUGCUAGACUAGAGCGCCAAGUCACAGCUCUGGUGAUUACCUUUGAGUGCUGAAUAGGAAUCCUCUAACGUAGACCAUGAUAUCAGUGCUUGAGGUGAGAUCCCCACUUGAAGCAAAAUCUACCCAACUCUGUAAACAGACAACACUGACUGUCUCCUAGGAGGGAGUCCCAGGUGAUGCUGCAGAGGGGAUUUACAUAGGUUUCAAUGCCUGGAGCUGCACUAACCAACAAAGAAAACAUGGCAAUUAUAGACAUCUUAACCAUCUCAAACCUUCUCUAAACCUCUUUUGGGAAAGGUAUGAGAGGCGAAAGAAUCAUUGAAGACAUUGGGUCAAGGAUAUACUCCACUCUUCAGGGAAGAUGACAAACGGAAGGAGUUAGUAGGACCAGAUGAACAGCCAUAAGCAGCCAGCUUCACCAAAUAACAAGCCUUGACAGUCUUAUAUAAAUAUUUCCCCCCGUUAAGCACAGUUAAUGCUACAGUCCUGAAGAUUGAUGUUUCUGACACCCACUUACUGUCCUCACUGACAUUACAAUGCAGUGAUACUGGUAAUGGCAGUGGUGUCUGGUCAGUCCAUAUCCCAUAGAGUUGUUCGAAAUAAGUUACUGGUGUUUUUGUGUAAGCACCUGCUCCAAUUCUGAUCAAAAAACACGAUCAAUCAGAGUUUUAGGUAUUGAUGUCGGUAAAGUUACUUUAUAGGCUAACCUUGCUCUGCCGUAUUUGCUUGUUAGCUAAAACAAUUUGGCCUCCUCAACUUUGAUGCUACGUGCCUUAUUCUUACUUAUAUUUGCAUGCUGUGGUGAAGAGAUAAAUUUCAAUCAAUCAAGUUGCAUUUUAUAUAGUGCUUCUCUAGCUGCAAUGUACCAUAUCAUUUUUUCUUGGGAAGUCCCACCUGGCAGCAGCCAUAAAAAUGAGCAAUUACAAAAGCAUUCAUGAUUUGGAUAUUCAUGGAUUAGCUAUCAUCUUGAACGUGCCAGUGAUACAAAGUAACAAAAAGGACUUUUAUUUGUACGUGUAUUCACAAGAUUGUAGAUUUAGAAUAUUGUAGUUGCCUAUAAAAAAAAACUGCUAACAAUGACCAGUCAGUCCACCAAAGAAUGUUAAGCCAAAAGUUUCCCUGUCAAACAAGGUAUGAGAGUCAUGCCAAAGACCUUUCUUCUUCCAGUGACUCCAAAAUACUUGCUGCAUGUGCACUUAUUAUAAAAAUGAUAUGAUCAAAAAAUGUCAGUCAGCCAGUCAGAGAUGAGGUGGGAAACAGACCUUCCUCUGGUUCUGUAAUAUUGUUUAUCUAGGUCUUAGUGACCUUUGACCUCUAUUGUGCCUUGUUGAAGCCAGUGGACAGCUCCUGAUAAGGAACAACCUCUUGGCAAAUAUUAAUAUAUCUGUUUGGGGUCUCGUCCAUCUACAGAGGUCCGUUUUGUGUUUAUUGACAAGUGCCUUUUUUCUUUUAACAUUUGGAAGCAUUUAUGUUGGAGUGUGUAGGAACACUUUUAUGAACAAGCUGUCCAUUAUUUUUAUCUUCUCUCUAGAAAACCGAUAGAGAACCGCUUUGCUCAAAUCAGCAUCAGGGGGACCACUAUUUAGAAAGAAACUGUACAGAAGGAAUCAAAAGUCAAAUUUUAUUCACACAAAAAUGUUUUAUCUAAUGUACUGGUUUUUAAAAUGAUUUGUUUCUUAAGAAACUAAAGCAAAUUGAAAAUGCCUUGAAAAUGCCUUGCCUUUCAGAAGUUCUUGGACCUGUCGAUGGGGACACAAUCGAACAAAAACCAUGUCACAUCUGUUAUGAGCUCAGUGUUAUCAUACGACGGCAUGACUCCGUGUUAAGGAUCAUUGGCACAAAGUUGAAGAUGCUUUUCGAUAAUGCUUUUUUUUCUUUUUUUUUCAUAUGCUACCUAUUUUCCCCUGUAUAGGUAGUACAGCUUCAUGGGUUGUGUGUGUUCCUCAUCAGCGGGAGGUGCUGUUGAGCUUCGUUACCUAAAGCGCCUAAUAAAAAUAGUCACAAAGAUGUGGAAAAUGGAAAGACGUGCCCUGUUGCAUUGAACACUUCCAACUCAUUUUGACACUCGUGUGACAGCUGCAGAAACUCCACCUCCUCACCUGAUCAUUCACUAUUGUCCAACUUCCUGUUCCUGUUCCUUGUUUUCUUUGUUCUGCCCUUUUCCCCUUUCCCACCACGGUACCUACCCCGGCUGAGAAAUAGCACUGGUGUCAUUAAAGUAUUUUUAGGGGGUUAGAGCAGUUAGCACAGUUGUUAAAUAUGGGUAAUGAAGUGCUAAGCUAAAUACAUAUCUAGGCUAUAAGAGGGGGUUUUGUUCGUUGGAUUAGGAUCAGUGUUCCCUAAUAGAGGUUCACAUUAGUUCUUGAAAUGAAUAGUGAGAAUCGGGAACAGUAGCUACAGAAAUGGUUCUUAAUGGCUUAAGCAACAAAUGAGCAGUUCCUUUAUUUAACAACUGGCCACUUUUCUUUUCGUUAUGCCUCACUAAUUAGUUGUGAUGUAUACAUGUGUACACAUUCACUCGCAGGCGUCAGCACCCCUGAAAGCCUCUUAAUUUAACACGAUGUAAUCGGCAAAACCCCUUAAGCCCAGCGGACACCUUAAGAGUGCAGCCUGGCAAUCACGGUCUCAUUCAUAGAGAAAGACAAAACAUUAAAGUCCAGUUCACCGUGUGCUUUGCCUGAUGGUUAUGAAACAACAAGCUGCAGAGGCUGAAACAACGAUUGGAAAAAUACAGCAAAGAAAUAUUGGAACACAUACCCAGCCCUGAUUUAUGGGCACAUGCACACAAGCCUGUAUGCAUUUUCAAGACCAUCAUACACAAUGUCUACAUAUCUGCUGACAAAUGCAUCUGGUGUUUAGGUGCAACUUGUAAACCUCAUCAUUUGUCUACAAAGUGGUGUCUGAGAGUUGAAUCAAUUUGCAUUUAACAUUGUCUUCAGCAAGAUUUUGAUUUUCAUGAGAUGUGAUCAUCGGAGGUCGUGUUGUAGAACGGCCUCUUUCAGGUUUUUAUCUUGAUUUCUCCAUUUGUACAUGGCUCAUGCACAAGUGUUAUCUCAAUUGCAUGAGGAUGUGUGACCUGGUAAUUAAAGGU